Messenger RNA from Solenopsis invicta (red fire ant), 4912 nucleotides. RefSeq names its product histone-lysine N-methyltransferase 2D. The coding region runs from base 1275 to 4316 and encodes 1013 amino acids. The transcript is spliced from 10 exons. The record is from RefSeq and is a predicted model, not a curated record. NCBI's taxonomy places the organism in Eukaryota, Metazoa, Arthropoda, Insecta, Hymenoptera, Formicidae.
CGUUAAAAAUGAACCCUGAUCGAAAGAUUGCUUCUCAUAUAAAUGUCGAUCAUUCGCGAUAACGCAUCGAAUGUUUCGCGCGAUCGCUGAUUACACAUCGAUAUCGUCUUUUCAUCAUUGACGAUUCGCCUUUGUGUGCUCAAGAAGUUAAUUGAAACUGUCUCCCCUUGAGCUUCAAAGUACUCCUUCGUCGAAACGCAGCGGGAGCUUGACGUGCAUGCAAUUCUCACCAGGUAUGUAUGAAUAACAAAUUAAAGAUUAUGAUAUCGAUUAACACAACUUUUAUUACAAAUUAGAAUCCAAGUCCGCAUGCUAAUACCAUUAAUCAAUGUGUGUGUAUUAUAAUCGUAGAUUUAUAACCUCGCAUUCGCGCCGAAGGAAUGAAGAUAGCAUUAAUAAAAGAGGAUAACGAGUAAGAGGAGCUUAUGCAUGUGCCGUAAAGCGUCCCUCUGGCGAUCAAUUCGAAACGUGAUUCUCGUCGUCGCACAAUCGAGAAUGGAGAAAGGAAGAUCCGCUGGACGGUCGAGUUUUCGUUGCCCGGGGCGAAGCCGAAAGUGUUUUCGCCGCUCGAUCAGAAAGUACUGGACCAUGACGAAAUCGUCGGCGUCGAUCGAAUGAGUAUAUUGUGAAACUGCCUGGAGAAGAAGUGGGCUCCUUCUUUGUUGACGUUCACCGUCUUACCUGGUGACUGUCUCCCACUUGGCGGACCGCGAGAACUCUCUUCCCGUAUCGCGCAGAGAAGUAAAACUCUCGGACGUUUUCCGAUCUCCAACAGUCCCGAACUCGUCCCCGUCGACGUGCGAACUCGUUAGGCCCCGGCAAACUGGUAGCUGGCGUAUCGGCUCAGCCUCUUCCUGAUCUCAUCUCUCUCUCUCUUCCUGGACACGGGAAGGAAGGAAGGAAGGAAGAAAGACGCCGCGUUGAAUUCAAUGCCUUGUACCCUCUGGACGCGAGAGGCGCUUCUCCCGCGUGAUUAGGCGAGAACACGACGCCGAUAAGAUCGAGGAGGCUAAGAAACAAACGUCAAAAACAAUAGGGGGACCUCGCGUCUGAUCUCACCAGUGAGAUUAUUUUAAGGGGAAGGCGGAUUCAUCUUUUAUUUACAAGGAUCUUCGGGCUGAGAUAGGCUGCCGAGAGAGCAAUUGCAAAUUGGCGAGAGAGGGUCUUCUCUCAUGUACCGGUGGUGAAAUUCGAAGGGGGAAUACAGCGGGUGCUUCGUCGUAGUGUGGACGUCGAUUUUUUUUAGAGCCAGGAACAGAUCUCGUCCUUCCGCGAUGUGGCAGAGAUACUUCUUGUGCUUUCUGUGGACCGCGUUGAUACCGCGGGGAGGCAUCCUCGUGGCAGCUGAGGCCGAUCCUGCGAUUUUGAGUGCCGCCGAUUUGCCCCAUCUUCAACAGGGUCGCAUUGUGAACGAUCCGCGACCUCGUCUCUCGGCUUCCCAGCAAGCCCAGAUACUGAGCGAUGUGCAGCAACACCAGCAACGGUACCGGCAACGUCCCACUCAGGACUUCAAGAAUCCGCGGGUAACAUCUUUUUCCUCGUUUGAACAAGCACAAUCCAGCACGCCGUACUCUUCCUUGGCCAAGUAUAAGGUUGAUCGAGCGAAGCAACAAUUGCAACAGUUACAGCAGCAGCAGCAGCAAGUGCAGCAGCUUUUGCAACAGCAACAGCAAAAGAUCGCCCAGCAACUCGGGACUACGAACUUCGUGAACAGUGGCAGUGUACAAGUGCCGCAAUUCCAGCGGCAGCAGUACCAGCAGCAACAGUUCAACCAGUAUAACCAAAACGGCUUCCAAAAUCUUCAGCAGGACCUGUCGCAGCCGCUUUUUAGCGAUCAGCAGACGGUGCAGUUGCAGGAGUAUCUCGAGAAGCAGCGCGAACUCGAACUGCUCCAGAAGCAACGGCAGCAGCUGCUAUACGAGCAGCAGGAAGUGCGUAGGCAGCAGGAAUUGCUGCGACUUCAGCAACUCCAGAAGCUCACUUCCACUACACCACUUCCACCGACCGCGACGUCGACCCCGGUCACCAUCAGUACUACUUCCGCACCGUUGCUGCUGUCCUCACCGACGUCGCGACGUAUUACGCCGUCGGAAGCGGACCUUUUUCUGAAAGCAAUUGCUAAUCAUCAGAAGAAAUAUACAACGACAGCAGCGAGCUCGACUACAACGACCACCACCACCACCACGACGACUACCACGCAGCCACCUCCGCCAGCCAGACGUCUGAUUACCUCUAAUAUUCAUCAGGAGACGGAUAUACCGGAAAACCUACUCAGCCUGAUUCAGGAUCAAGAGGGUCAAUUGUUGCAGCAAGACAAAUCGAAGCCGCAAAUCAAGGUGAUCUAUCAGACUGAUAAACCCAGCACGAGACAGAAUUCCGGCGGCAGAAGCAAGAGCUCUCAAUCCGAGAGGGAACUGUUGCUGAAGCAACUAAAACUCGCUCUAGCCCAGUCCGGCGAUGACGACGACGUUACCAGGAAUGUCACUACCAGGGAUCUGAUAUUGCCGAACGGCAAGAAGAUUCAGGUCAUCCACGCGCCGAACGGUUUAUCUUCCAUCGCUUCGAGUGGAACCUCCACCAUUCUGACAUCGACUGUGCCAUCCUCAACGACUACCAUCAAGCCACCGAAGGCGCUUUUCGAGGAAUUGACGAAGGGCGGCGUACUACCGCCAGGCGCUGAUUUCGAAAUCAUCCGGCAGAAGAGCGACGGCAGACUCGAGGAGAUCGGCAAGACCCCGAUCAUUCAGAAUCUACCGGCAAAGAAGGUCACGUUCGUCUUGUUGGAAGAGCAGCUGGACGGUAGUUACAAGGUGCAAGGAGUCAAGGGUAAUGCCGACAAGGAGAGCGGCACCGAUAUCGAGUCCAUCGUUGAGAAGAUUAAGAAGGGCGAGCUGAAGCUACCGCCCAGCUCACUCGGACCAUCUUCCACGCCGUCUUCCACGCUCGAACAUCUCGAGUCCAAUCUCGAUCCGAAUCUGAUAGUGUCUACAGGUACGUCCAGGGCGCCGGUAUCAUCUUUUCACUCCGUCAGUUCGACGGCAUCGACCUUCAGACCUACCACCAUCAGACCUACCUCGGCUAGAUACAACGAAGGCAAGUCGACAACAACAGAAUACAUCCCUUACGUCACGGUGUCGCCGAACUCGGUGUCUACGACCGACAAAUACGUGACUUCGGCGUCCAGCGUUACGGGCCACGUGUAUAACUCCCUGAACACCAGCCCAACGAAGACAACCCUCUCGGAUCACAUCCCGCGAGUGACCACCAAGUACUCAUCGUCCACCAGGAGUCAGUUCAUCCCAACGAUGGCGCCGGUAAAGGAGAUUGUAACUACGCCGGCGACACCGACGUCUUACUCGCAUCACACUCCGAACUCUUACGUUUAUUUCACCAAGCAUUCGCCCGCGGAGGCCUCAUCAGCGGAAGAGGCCGUUCAGGCUCCAACUUCACAGGAGAAUCUGGCCUCGUUGUUGAGAAAGGAGGGUCUCUUCGCUAUGGCAAAGUACCUGAGACAAUCGGGAUUAGAUAACGUCCUGAAUGAAACCGGUCCAUACACCAUAUUCAUCCCUACGGACAAAGCCUUCAGAACAUUGCUGGUACAACUGGGAGGACCGGAGAAAGCUGAGCAGAAGUUCCACGACAAUCCGAGACUUCUAAGUGGGCUUCUUCUUCAUCACGUUAUACCAGGAGCGUUCAGGAUCGAUUCCCUGCAGGACGAGAUGACCGGCGUCAGCCUCGCAGGAACGCAAUUACGGGUGAACGAGUACGCGAUGCAGGAUCACGAAUGGAACGAUGUAAAAGUAACGACGAUAAACGGAGCACGUGUCGCGCCUAAUAAACGGGACAUCGAGAUCCCUCAAGGUAUCGCUCACGCCGUCGACAGGGUCAUGUUCCCGCUUCCGGUUGGUGAUUUAGUGCAAACCCUGCAAGCCGAUCGUGAGAGGAGGUUCACCACGUUCCUCAGAAUGCUGCACGUAUCUGGUUUGGAGGACACGCUUGCAGGACCGAAGACGUUCACCAUCUUCGCACCAACCGAUUCUGCUUUCACCGAUGCGUCCACGAAGAACGGCGCCCCAAUUUGGACCGAGGAGGACGGACCGGAAGCGGCGAAGGCAAUAAUCUCGCGGCAUGUGAUUCCCACAACUCUUUACACGGCCGGAAUGAGAUAUUACAUUCAAAAGGACACCCUUCGUCCACAGUCGCCAGUUCAUAUCCACAAAAACGGCGGACGAGUGCGAGUGAACGAAGCACACGUUGUAACGCAUAAUGUGCCAGCAACGAACGGUGUGUUACAUGCUAUUGAUGGUGUUCUAUAAAACGAUAGUUCAUAAUGAAUUGACGAGUAAGAUGUACAAGCAUUCACACAGGUGAUUAUCAUAUAAUUCCGAACAAUUCGUAACAUUAAACACAGUUGUAUCUAUAAUUUUUCAAAAAGUUGAAGGAUAUUUACAUUCGAUAAGCGAAUGUAAAUUGCUUGCGUAAAUGCGGUGGAAUGUGUGGUAAUUAAAUCGAAUUCUAUUAGACUAGUAUAUAAACGUCCGCCACAUCGCGAUUGGGUUCGGUCACCGAUAAAUUGACAUGUUAUGCCAUAGGUGUCGCGAAAUCGGAGGAAAAAGUAACGAGACCAUUUUUAACUUACAUGUGUAAUAUUAAUUUAUAUAAGGUAAGCAACAUCGGAGAUUCGUGUACUCGUGUCACGCGCACAAGAGAGUACGGAAUAUUAAUCGCUAUUGUAUAGAAUGGUAACGUUAUACCAUAUUUAGUUCAUAGUUCACAUCUUUUUAUAAAUAAAUGUACAGAAUGUAUAUCUUCGCGAUUAUAUUUACAAAAAUAUUCCCCGAUAGUCCUAUACGACAUUCUUACUUAAUAAUAAAUCAAAUUUUUACAUCUUUAUUUAAUAAAUAAUCAUAAU